Messenger RNA from Rosa chinensis, 2366 nucleotides. RefSeq lists its product as uncharacterized. Bases 258 to 2258 code for a protein of 666 amino acids. The record is from RefSeq and is a predicted model, not a curated record. Lineage: Eukaryota; Viridiplantae; Streptophyta; Magnoliopsida; Rosales; Rosaceae. Gene Ontology annotation, molecular function: protein binding. Gene Ontology annotation, biological process: cell surface receptor signaling pathway. The transcript has a single exon.
GUAGAACUCGUCCACUUAAAACUUAGUAGUCUGAGAAAGACUAUUCUCCACCCAAAAAAGCCUGAGCAAAACCUUCUUUCUCUUCCUCUGUGUCGUAUAACUUCUCAGACCUGUCGCACAUUUUAUCACUUUGCAAUUUAUCUAAGGUUCAGAAAUCCAGACCAAACCCAAAACACCCAUCUGUUUGGUUUUGACCUUGGUCUAUUGAUCUACAGUCAAAGCCGGCAUAUAUCAGAUUUUGGUCCGCCGUGCCGGCCAUGGCGGACAUAGUGAAGCAAAUCCUGGCGAGGCCGAUCCAGCUGGCGGACCAAGUGACCAAGGCGGCAGACGAGGCCAGCUCGUCCAAGCAGGACUGCGCCGAGCUGAAAUCGAAAACGGAGAAGCUGGCGGGUCUGCUACGGCAGGCCGCCCGGGCCAGCUCCGACCUCUACGAGCGGCCGACGCGGCGGAUCAUCGACGAGACUGAGCAGGUGCUCGAGAAGGCUCUGUCUUUAGUCCUGAAAUGCCGCGCCAACGGGAUAAUGAAGCGGGUCUUCACCAUCAUCCCGACGGCGCAGUUCCGGAAAAUGUCGUCGCAGCUCGAGAAUUCGAUCGGCGACGUGUCGUGGCUGCUCAGAGUCUCGGCUCCCGCGGAUAUCCGGGAAGAUGGGUACUUGGGCCUGCCGCCAAUCGCGGCCAACGAGCCCAUUCUCGGCCUCAUUUGGGAGCAGAUCGCUAUUCUCCACACCGGUUCGCUCGAAGGCCGAUCCGACGCGGCGGCGUCUCUGGUUUCUUUAGCCAAGGAUAACGAUAGGUAUGGAAAGCUGAUUAUUGAAGAAGGAGGAGUUGGGCCGUUGUUAAAAUUGAUCAAAGAGGGAAAGGUUGAAGGCCAAGAGAACGCUGCUGAGGCUCUCGGGUUACUGGGCCGGGACCCUGAAAGCGUGGAACACAUGAUCAUUGCCGGAGCGUGCUCGGUGUUUUCGAAGAUUCUGAAAGAAGGGCCGAUGAAAGUUCAGGCGAUGGUGGCCAAGGCGGUCGCGGAGCUAGCAGGGCAUUACCCGAAAUGCCAGGAUCUGUUUGCGCAGCACAACAUCAUUCGAUUGCUUGUGAGUCAUCUUGCUUUCGAGACAGUCCAGGAGCAUAGUAAGUAUAGUGUGACUUUUAACAAGGCCACAUCGAUUCAUGCUCUUGUUGUGGCUACUAAUAAUUCUAAUGCAAAUAAUAAUCCGACGAAGGCGAAUGAGGAUGAGGAGAAGCAGAGUUAUUUGCAGAUUCCUCAUCCUUUGGGGAAUCGGCAGCCGAGUCAGCUGCACACUGUGGUUACUACUACUAUGGCAAUGCAGGGAGGAGGAGGGACUAAGGCUCCUCUACAACCGGUUAAUGGCGCUAAUGGGGCGACCCAAAUCAAUCAUACCAAGAGCAAUAGCAGCAGCAAUGUGAAUCAUCAUUUAUCCCAUCCUAAUUCAGGAACAAGCGUUAAGGGAAGGGAAUUAGAGGACCCUGCAACCAAGGCCAGUAUGAAAGCGAUGGCAGCACGAGCACUUGGGCACCUAGCCAAGGGGAACUCCACCAUUUGUCGUAGCAUUACGGAAUCAAGAGCGCUCUUGUGUUUUGCAGUGCUAUUGGAAAAGGGCCUUGAAGAUGUGCAGAAGAAUUCUGCCAUGGCGUUGAUGGAGAUAACAGGAGUGGCAGAGAGAGAUGCUGAGUUGAGAAGAUCAGCAUUCAAGCCUAAUUCCCCUGCCUGCAAGUCUGUCAUUGAUCAAUUGCUAAAGAUCAUUGACAAGGCAGAUUCGGACUCAGACCUCCUGAUCCCCUGCAUCAAAGCAGUAGGGAAUUUGGCCAGGACAUUUCGGGCAACGGAGACAAGGAUCAUUGGCCCAUUGGUGCGCCUUCUGGAUGAACGAGAAGCCGAGGUUACCAGGGAAGCCUCCAUUGCCCUCACAAAGUUCGCCUGUACAGAUAACUAUCUUCACCUCGACCACUGCAAGGCAAUAAUAGAUGCUGGAGGCGCCAAGCACUUAAUCCAGCUCGUGUAUUUUGGGGAACAAAUGGUGCAGAUUUCGGCUCUGGUUCUCAUGUGCUACAUUGCACUCCAUGUACCGGACAGCGAAGAACUUGCCCAGGCUGAGGUGCUCACUGUGCUUGAAUGGGCAUCCAAGCAAUCUUACAUGACCCAAGAUGAGACUCUUGACACAUUGUUACAAGAGGCUAAGAGUAGAUUGGAUCUUUACCAGUCCAGGGGCUCAAGGGGAUACCAUGGAUUCAAUCACAAAGCAUAAUGUUUCCAUUCUUCAGUUUCUGUUUUUACCUUCUCAUGGAGUGUAAAUACUUAUGUAACUUAGAGCAUUCUCAGUCAAAUGAAAAACCCUCCUCUUUUUUCUGUUUUU